AUGCCCAGGUCAGCGAAGGAAGUACUCGAUUAUGUCGUGAACAUCUUCUUCACCCACAAUACAUGGCAUGAAACAGCCGCUAAACUCAAGGCCAAUCCCAUUUUCUUUGGAUCUGACCUUGAGCGACUUGCGCUUGGUGAAGACUGUCACGAGCUUCAUCUCGCAGCUGCAUCCAUGGACUGGACCGGAGAUAUCCAACACGAAGCCAGGCUGGUCGACUCGCUGAGAUGGCCGCGGUUCAACAGCUCUGGGGGCCUCUUGCGCCAUCAGGGCCCGGGUCCGCGGUUUACGUUGAACAUUCAAGAGGAUAGGGAUGGUAUGGACGACCAUACCAGAGUUUGA
Colletotrichum godetiae is the source of this 342-nucleotide messenger RNA. RefSeq lists its product as uncharacterized. The transcript has a single exon. The coding region runs from base 1 to 342 and encodes 113 amino acids. The record is from RefSeq and is a predicted model, not a curated record. NCBI's taxonomy places the organism in Eukaryota, Fungi, Ascomycota, Sordariomycetes, Glomerellales, Glomerellaceae.